Molecule: messenger RNA, 3033 nt
Organism: Neospora caninum
Lineage: Eukaryota; Apicomplexa; Conoidasida; Eucoccidiorida; Sarcocystidae
Exons: 5
Coding region: 1-3033 (1010 amino acids)
Source: RefSeq, a predicted model, not a curated record
AUGGGAGACCCUACUCCCGUCGGUCAGGCCGUCCGGCACCGCUCCGCUUAUGCGCGCUCUUCGGGCCAUCUCUUGCCAAAGGAGGCCCAAGAGAAGGACAAAAAUUUCAAACAUCGGCCAGCUACAGCUGCGCCAGCAUUGCCUUUCAUCGGACUAGGACGGAAAACGCUGAGCGGUAACGGGGUCGGUGCGCAGGGGCGGGCAACCCGGAGACGCUCUCUUCGCCACUCGGCCAAACUGUGUUCCGUGAAGACAUUCGUGGACUUGUCGACGUACCCAGUCGGCAGAGUACAGAUUGGAGGGACUGCUCCCGAGCCUGGCCCUCUCCUCCUUCUCUUCCUCUUCUACUCGCGUUUGCACGAGCACCUGGUAAAUGACAGCUCGCAAUCUUCGAAGCGUAGGAUUUCCUUCUUCGCCAGUCCGUAUUCCGUAACGGAAGGCAAAUUCACGAUCCGAGACGCCAAAAAACUGGCGUUCGAUCUGCUGCUCCACAAACCUCCGUUCGCACUUUCCACGCGCCACGUCGAGGAGGUCUGGGCCGCAGUCGCACCCCGAGAGGCGCGCCUCCACCAUGACCCGUUCUUAGCGGCGCUGAAUCUAGGCGAGUUCAUUGCUUUCUUUGCUGGACUGGGAGUCCUUGCAGUGUCGCGGGUCUCUAUCCCGGGAGUUACCUCGUACUUUGGCAGACUGCGCCUCUUCAUGCGCCGGUUCGCCAGCGCCAAGGAGGUGAAGAACCUGCUGUUUAAUGCGUAUCGAGACACGCACAUCCCCGCUCUUGCCAAGUACCCGCUGAAUACGAAAACCGAGCUGCCUACGCGCGACCUCCUGCUCGCCCUCCCUCAAGGAGAUGUGCGCGCGCUCCCAAGUGUGUGUCCAGAUCCUGUCGCGUAUAGGUGGCUUCUCGAGAAGUUUGUUUUCUCGCGUGCCAAGCCUGUGUGGCACAGGUUUCCGGGCGCGUUCUUGGACAUGGGGAUUCACCGGCAUAUUCCUUCAUCGGAGCACGAGAAACAACGGCCGCCCCAGCAACAUGUGGACGCAGUUGUGCGCAGCACACAGCAUCGCUUUGGUGUGCAGAUCCGCAAUCUCAGUCACUCUCCUGUGUCCGUUCACGUGCAUCUGCGUGAUCUUGACCCAGUAGAACUCACGAUAAAGCCAAAGACGGUCCUAGUUCCUGGGCAAAAAGUGCUGGUGACGGUGACUGCGGAUUCCAGGCACUCGCCAGGAGAGUGGUUUGGACUUCUUGUUUUGCGAUUCGUGACUGGAAAGGGAUGGCAGCAGCGUGUAAAAAUCCCGGUGUACGUGAGAAUCGCUGACGACAAUGUCCUGGCUUGGGGCGAUACCGGCCCCGUACCCCUGUUCUCAGCCAGCGAACCACUUGCAGCUCUCGGCGCGCGUCGGCACGUGGCCUUCGCCUCCCUCAGCGGGGUACAAAGCCGGCUUUCUCGCUCCUGGCGAGACGCAAAGAGUGGCGUAGCGUCUGCCGGAGGCGCAAAGUGCACCUGGGCGAACGGAGCGACAGAUGGUGAAACGCAACCUGCUGGGAGACCCUCCCGGAGGAGCUGGACAGUCGAAGGAAAGGCAUGUUGUCGGCCAGGCUCCGCUCGAAGAGAGAGCCCCAUUCGCGAAAGCGGCAGGAGCGCGAGUGGCGCCUACAAACGAAGGGACGCACGCGCGAGCUCCAGCGGAAGCGACUCAGACGCUCCCGAUAGGCCGCGCGCAGCAGAUCCGCCCCCCAGAAGCCGUGUCUCUGCACGGGAGCUACCGGCGCGACAACGUGCGACUCUGGAACGGGAACAAUAUCUCCAGCAGUUGCGAAGUGCUCUGCCGGAAGCGGUUUCACGACAGCAGGGAGCUCAUCCACCCACUUCGGAGCAGGCUCAAGACGGUCCGCAGGUCUUCCGGAAAUCGCGGCGCGAAUUUGUGACACAGAAAAACGUUGCGCGAGCGCCCGACAAGCGGGCACACACACACUGCCACGGGCACCGCAAACGGCAAAGUUCGCAGGACGUAGGCGUCAGGAGUGCGAACGGCAACUGCCGAACAGCUGACAGAGCUCCGUUUCCCCUUCAGCGACCGCAGAGAAAGCGCCUCGCCGCUCAAGACAGGGAAUCCCCCUCCGCCCCGUGGCCCGAACCCCUGGACAGCCCAGAGACUGUGUCUGUGGACUCCCGUGGUGAUUGCGCCCAUCGGGGUAGCCGGCAAAGCACCUGGGAGCAGAGCGAAAGUGAUGUUUGCGGCGGAGCGCGGCCGCCGAAACGGCCGCUGGCACCGCGCGAAGUUUCCGACAAGAGUUCUGCGUCAUCAACUGCAUCCGUCCCCGCUACUUCAAGCGGCGGGUCAUCUUCAACAGUUGGAUCGCCCGUGGCGUCAGAGCGCGGCCUUCAGGCGCUCGCCGGAAGACAGGUCGGGGGCGCCGGCAGAGACGCAACGCUUCGACGAGACGCGUGCCGAGCACGUGUCUCACGCAGUGGCGAGGGUGGUAGGCGCUUGACUCUGAGUCCUCGCAACACGAGUCGCCAAUACCAAGGAGCGGCACUCAUCCUUCAGACUCUCCAAGGCAACGGCACGCGCCGAGCCUCGGCCAGUUCGAGCAACAUAGCCGCCGAACGACGCGGAAGAAAAACUGUAGACACUCAGCGCAGACAAAACCCCCAUAGCCACGGCUCGCUAGAUGUGCAUGAACUCCUUCGGGGAUCCGCGAUCGUGGCGCAUCCUCGCGACUACGAGCAGAAGGGGACCUCCGACAAUAUUGGGAUGCAGUGCUACCGUCUGACACGAGCUGUUACUCUCGCUGCCUCCAUUUUGCCACCGAGGCGUCAUUACACUCCCCAGCACCUCCUCCGGGCACGUUUGCCGGCUGUUCAGCAUCAUCUCGCGCCUGGUGGUCCGAACUCCGACCUGGUCGCUCCGUCUAUACGGCGGGCACUUUCUGCAAUAAAGGGUGUGACGGCUUCGACGCUGAAAACGUCACCUGGUCUCGAGAAUGAGGACUUCUCACCGUCUUCUGAACUCCUUCCGCAGUCGGAUGAAUAA